AUGCCUAGAUGCGCUAACAAGGGCUGUCAAAAGGAAUUUGAGGAGUCAAGCAACGAAGAUGGCAGCUGUAGUUAUCAUCCUGGAGGACCGGUAUUUCACGAAGGGUUGAAAUCAUGGUCGUGCUGUAGUGAGAUCAACAAACCAGUAUUGGAAUUUGAUCAAUUCAUGUCUAUUCCUCCAUGUACAACAGGAAAACAUUCAUUGGCACCUUCUAAAUCCACUUCUACCACUAACACCGGUUCCAACCAAGUCAAAGGUCCAACUGAGAUAUCUUCUGAUGGAGUCGAGACAUAUGGUACAUCGAAACCUUCCACUUCCACUUCUAUCCAUAAUCCAUCAUCAGAAUCUGCGCCUGCCCAAGCCAUAGCUCCAACAGCAGCAAUGGCAACGCUGAAAAUGGAACAAGAGGAAGAAGAUGAUUUGACUAUACCUGUUCCUGACGGAAGCACAUGUAAAAGAACAGGAUGUGGUAUGAAGUUCGAGAAUGAGGAGAAAAAUAGAGGUCAUGGUGAGAAUAGUAAAUGUAGAUAUCACCCUCAACCUGCAGUAUUCCAUGAAGGUUCAAAAGGAUAUUUGUGUUGCAAAAGACGUGUAUUAGAGUUCUCAGAAUUCUUGAAAAUCGAAGGCUGUAAAGAGGGUAAACAUUUAUUUGUCGGAUCAAAGAAAGAUGAGAAUAAAGUGGAAAAAGUGGAUUGUCGAUUAGACCAUUAUCAAACUCCGUUACAAGUUCACGUAUCAGCUUUUGCUAAAGGGGCCGAUAAAGAGAAAUCGACAGUUAGAUUUGAUACGCAGAAAUUACAUCUCGAUUUAUAUUUACCUUCAAAUAAGAGGGUGAUCAAAUCAAUUGAAUUAUACGGACCUAUAAAUCCUGAAACUAGUAGUUUCAGAAUACUUUCAACUAAAGUGGAUAUAGUCUUACAAAAACCAUCUGCUAUCUCAUGGCCUUUAUUGGAAUUACCUCCUUCAGGAACUGAAUUGCCACCUGGAUACGCUCUCACGUUCGGUGUACAAGGAAGGACAGGUACGGUUGGUGGGAAAGAGAUCGUCUUGUCUCCCGAAGAAUUAGCGAGGAGAGGAUGA
Molecule: messenger RNA, 1080 nt
Organism: Kwoniella shivajii
Lineage: Eukaryota; Fungi; Basidiomycota; Tremellomycetes; Tremellales; Cryptococcaceae
Exons: 9
Coding region: 1-1080 (359 amino acids)
Source: RefSeq, a predicted model, not a curated record